Messenger RNA from Bombyx mandarina (wild silkworm), 1597 nucleotides. It is a transcript of the gene Nup44A, whose product is annotated as nuclear pore complex protein Nup44A. Gene Ontology annotation, molecular function: structural molecule activity; protein binding. Gene Ontology annotation, biological process: cellular response to amino acid starvation; positive regulation of TORC1 signaling. The record is from RefSeq and is a predicted model, not a curated record. Lineage: Eukaryota; Metazoa; Arthropoda; Insecta; Lepidoptera; Bombycidae. Gene Ontology annotation, cellular component: Seh1-associated complex; nuclear pore outer ring.
UUGAGGUUAUAAAUUGGGAUUAAUGUAACGGAAAAAACACUUAGUUCAUAAUAACAAUGAGUGAAAACAUAGCUACGAACCUUUUUGAGGCCCAAACGAUACAUGCCGAUCACAAAGACCUUAUUCACGAUGUCGCGUACGACUUCUACGGAGAGAGAAUGGCCACUUGUUCCAGUGAUCAAUACGUAAAGAUAUGGGACACAGACGGGCAUGGAGGCUGGCGGAUGACAGCGAGCUGGAAGGCUCAUCACGGCUCUGUUUGGAAAGUUACAUGGGCCCACCCAGAGUUUGGACAGGUCAUUGCGACUUGCUCCUUUGAUAGAACAGCUGCUAUUUGGGAGGAAGUGGGUGACACCACAGCAACAGGCUCUGAAAAGAGUCUACGUACAUGGCUGAAGCGCUCGAACCUCGUUGAUUCAAGAACUUCAGUAACAGAUGUUAAAUUUGGACCCAAACAUUUAGGUCUGCUUCUAGUUACAUGCUCAGCUGAUGGCAUUAUAAGAAUAUAUGAGGCUCCGGAUGUGAUGAAUUUGGCACAAUGGACCCUCCAGCACGAGAUACCGACGAAAGUUUCAAUUAGUUGCUUAUCAUGGAACCCUUCAUUGUCUAGGGUAGGAAACCCACCAAUGUUGGCAGUAGGCAGUGAUGAACCUAACACAACAAAUGCCUUAGCAUCAGUGCCAUCUGAUAAGAGCACAGCUUGCAAUGGAAAAGUUUUUAUUUAUGAAUACAGUGAAACAUCUCGUCGUUGGACGAGAACGGACUGUCUGUCAUCCGUCCAGGAGCCGGUCAACGACCUCGCCUUCGCUCCCAACCUCGGCCGCUCGUUCCAUCUCCUCGCCGUAGCCGCCAAGGACCUGAGGAUCAUUAAAAUCGAACCACUUUCUGAAUCGUCUAUCUCCGCGAACGGUUUGGGCGUGCGGUUCAAGAGUGAAGUAAUGGCGGCCUUCGACGAGCACUACUCGUGCGUCUGGAGGGUGUCGUGGAACCCCACCGGGACCCUGCUGGCCUCGUCGGGGGACGACAGCUGUGUCAGACUAUGGAAUAUGCAAUACCUGAACCAGUGGAAGUGCGUGGCCGUGUUCAAAAAUGAGACGGUGGGCGGAGACAGCGCGCCCGCCGCCCGCGCGCACACCGCCUACACGCGCCUCGCCGCCAUGGCCAACCCCGCGCACAUGCCCGUGCACUGACGCGACACGAGAUCAAUCACAGCAAGCAGAUAAACAAGGAACAAAACGAUAAAUUAACGCCAUUAACGUGUUUUUGUUUAACUCUUACUCAAAAUGUUUAAACCGAUAAUUCAAAUUGGAUUAUCAAGUUUUAUAUCCGAGAACUAAUUUUAAAGCAGUUUCUGGACGUCGUAUAUUAGAAAGAGACCCGAUUAUAGUCGCGCUCUUUCGAACAUUUUUGCAGUGACGUCAUCAGUCGCACGACAGAGACAACGACAGCUGGUGGUCUUUGUCGAUUUUGACAACACGAAAUUCAUUUGACGCAAACUGCGUCGUAAACGUUUAACGUAUAAAAAUAAUAUUAAUUGUUUUCUAAUUACCAUUUAAGUCUUUAGUGAAUAAGAUGUUUUUUUAAAAUGAAUAAACAU